Molecule: messenger RNA, 1590 nt
Organism: Aureobasidium vineae
Lineage: Eukaryota; Fungi; Ascomycota; Dothideomycetes; Dothideales; Saccotheciaceae
Source: the annotation of a GenBank genome assembly
AUGGCGAACGGCUUCGCGCCUCCCCCUGUUAGACAAGCUGAUUAUGGCUACGGAGCCGAUCCGUCAAUGCUCGGGAGGACGCCAAACCAGCGCUUUGCCAUGGACGACCGGUCCCCAAGUGCGCCCGCCACACGAAAUGGCUUUGCUCCGCCAACAUCGUCUGACCGUCCCUUUGGCGCUCCACUUGCCAAACAACGGUCUGCUCCACAGACGAUACCAGGUGCUCAGCAACAUGGCUACAACCAGUCUGCUAAUCCUGAUGGACUCCCCAGCCAUCCAGUCCCUGUUAGGCCUGGCCUGAACAACGGUCCUCCUGCUCCCAAACCCGCUCCUGUGCGCAACUAUGCCAACAACCCGGACUUGUCAUCAAGCAGUCGCGCUCAGUCGCAACCUAAGUCUCCUACGUGUGCUGAUAGCGGCAGCUCUGGUCCAGUGACGAAAGGUGAACUCGAUAUGUUGCGUUCAAGAGUUGAGGCGAAUCCCAAUGAUAUAAAAACUGCAAUGGUUCUGGUCAAGAAGCUUGUCGAAGCUUCGACUGUAUUGGCAUCGGAGAAUGGCCGUUUAGACGCAAAGUCAACUGCGAAAAACAGUGAACGAUAUGUUCUUGACGCCCACAAACGUGUCAAAAAGCUCGCGGCGGCUAACUAUCCGGAAGCAAUGUUUUACCUGGCAGACUGCUACGGAUCUGGAGACUUGGGACUAGAACCUGAUCCCAAGCAGGCAUUUUCGCUAUAUCAAGGUGCGGCCAAAGCUGGACAUGGCGCUGCAGCUUACCGAACCGCCAUGUGUUGCGAGAUGGGAGCCGAAGANGGGGGCGGCACCAAGCGAGAUUAUCACAAAGCUGUGCAAUGGUAUCAACGCGCCUCGCAGCUACAAGACGUGGCUGCCAUGUAUAAGAUGGGAAUGAUCCUACUCAGGGGCCUUCUUGGCCAGCAGAGAAACGUAGGGCAAUCCGUGGCGUACCUCAAAAGAGCAGCUGACAAUGCUGAUGCCAACAAUCCACAUGCCAUUCACGAACUUGCUCGUCUUCACGAAGAGGGAAAUCCCGAUCCUGCUAUCAGUGCAGCAGUGAAGCCGGACGAGAAAUACGCACAGAAGAUGUACAUACAAGCAGCCAAGAUGGGCUACAAGCAAUCGCAGUUUAGACUGGGCCAAGCCUUCGAGUAUGGAUCGUUGGGUCUGCCGGUCGAUUCGCGCAACUCAAUUGCAUGGUACUCCAAGGCAGCUGCUCAGGGUGAGCACAAUGCUGAGCUGGCGCUCUCCGGUUGGUACCUCACGGGUGCCGAGGGGAUUCUAAACCAGUCGGAUACGGAGGCAUACCUCUGGGCACGCAAAGCUGCGACGAGUGAACCUCCGCUUGCAAAGGCCAUGUAUGCUCUGGGCUACUACAUCGAGAACGGCAUUGGCUGUCCUGCUAGUCUAGAGGAAGGCAAGAGGUGGUACACCAGGGCCGCUUCGUACAAGUUCCCCAAGGCCGUUGAAAGACUAGAAGAAAUCAGGAAGGGCAAAGCAGCAAAGCCCCAACCCAAUCAGGGUCGCUUGACCAGAAGCAAUCAGAAGAGAGAUGAGGCUGAGUGCGUGGUCAUGUGA